AUGGCUUUGCAACCAGAGAUGCUAAACAUUGUUUUGAUACCUCUAAUGGCCCCUGGCCACAUGAUUCCAAUGGUAGACAUGGCAAAAAAUUUUGCAGAACAUGGUAUUCUUGUGACAAUAGUCACGACUCCCCUCAAUGCCAUCCGGUUCACUUCAGUGAUUGAUCGCGCCAUCUCGUCUGGACUCCCGAUCCAGCUUCUACAGCUCCGGUUUCCAUGUGAGGAAGCCGGUUUGCCCAUUGGAUGUGAAAAUGCAGACGCUUUACCGUCCUAUAAGUUAAUUAGGAACUUAUUUAGUGCAGCAAAAAUGCUACAAAAGCCAUUGGAACAGACACUGAAAGGACUUAAGCCAGCUCCAAGUUGCAUUAUAUGCGAUAAGCAUCUGUCAUGGACAGUUGAUUUAUCAAAUAAUCUUCAGGUUCCGAGGAUUGUUUUUGAUGGAAUGAGUUGCUUCACACAACUGAUUAUGCAUAAUUUGCACAAUUCCAAGGUUCAUGAAAGUGUGCCUGAGAUGGAGCAUUUCGUCGUGCCUAAUUUACCAGAUAAAGUUGAGUUUACUAAGCUCCAGCUGCCUGGAAUGUUCAAUCCAGGGUCGGUGGAUGCGAACGAUAUUCGUGAAGAGAUACGAGCAACUGAAACGCAAUGUUAUGGGGUGGUGGUCAAUAGUUUUGAAGAGUUGGAACAAAGGUAUGUCGAUGAAUUUCGGAAGAUCAGAGGGGGAAAGGUUUGGUGCAUUGGUCCGCUAUCACUUUUUAACAGGGAGAAUUUGGACAAAUCUCAAAGAGGGAAUGAGGCCUCCAUUGAUACGAAUAAGUGCUUGAAGUGGCUUGAUUCACACGAGCCUAAUUCUGUAAUCUACGCGUGUCUUGGAAGCCUCAGUCGUCUAACGCCUUCACAAUUCAUAGAGCUGGCUUUAGGCCUAGAAGCUUCGAACUAUCCAUUUAUUCUUGUGAUAAAAGGAGGAGAAAAAACACAAGAAAUAGAUAAGUGGGUAUUGGAAGAUGGAUUUGAGGAAAGAAUAAAGGAAAGAGGCCUUUUGAUCCGAGGUUGGGCGCCACAAGUACUGAUUUUAUCCCACUCUUCAAUUGGAGCAUUCUUAACACACUGCGGUUGGAAUUCAACUCUAGAAGGUAUAUGUGCAGGCGUGCCAAUGAUCACAUGGCCUUUGUUUGCCGAGCAAUUUUUUAAUGAAAAAUUAGUAGUACAGAUUUUGGGCACAAGUGUAAGAGUUGGAGCUGAAGCUGUUGUAGACUUGGUCACCCAAGAAAGGUCCGGGGCGAAGGUGAUGAAGGACGAGGUUAAGGCUGCCAUUGACAUUGUAAUGGAUAAGGGAAUAAAAGGAUAUGAGAGAAGGGAAAAAGCAAAAGAGUUAAAAGAAAUGGCAAAGAAAUCAGUCGAAGAAGAUGGAUCGUCCUAUCUCAACACGACGCUGCUGAUUCAAGACAUUGAGCAGCUGGUGAAGAAGAAUAAGCAAUCAACAUAA
Fraxinus pennsylvanica is the source of this 1482-nucleotide messenger RNA. The record is from the annotation of a GenBank genome assembly. NCBI's taxonomy places the organism in Eukaryota, Viridiplantae, Streptophyta, Magnoliopsida, Lamiales, Oleaceae.